AGAAGUGUUUGAGUGGGCGGAUACCUCCCUAUCCUCUUCACCCAAUAAGCAGAACUUAGAAAGUGAUGGAAAGUUUGUGGUGAAAGUGUCUGCUCACAACCUGGAUGACAAUUAGCGGAGAACUUUCGCCGGUGAGCAGCUGCGCACAGAACAGAGUCGUCUCUUUGCUUGCUCAGGAGAUUAAAGAUGGAGUGGCGCCAGCAGACAAGUGUCAGCUGUGCAGACGCCUUCAACGAGGCUCAACGCUGGAUUGAGGAAGUGACUGGAAAAUCGUUUGGUUGCAACGACUUCCGUGCUGCCUUAGAGAAUGGAGUCCUGCUUUGCGACUUGAUUAACCAGUUGAAACCAGGGAUCAUUAAGAGGGUAAACAGGCUUUCUACUCCCAUUGCUGGCCUGGAUAAUGUGAGUGUCUUUCUAAAAGCCUGUGGGAAACUGGGACUGAAUGUCUCUCAGUUGUUUCAUCCAGGAGACCUGCAGGACCUGUCCACUCGUGCAACAGUCAGACGAGAUGAAAGCAACAGAAGACUCAAAAAUGUUCUGAUAACGAUCUACUGGUUGGGUCGUAAGGCUCACUUAGACGCUCUCUACAGCGGUCCCCAGCUUAACUUGAAGGCCUUUGAAGGGCUCUUGGGGUUGGCCUUGUCCAAGGCUCUAGAUGAGGGCGGUAAUGUGUUUGUGAAAGACAGCGGGUACAGAGACGGCUGGGACCAGGACAAGGAGGAGUACCCGCAUAAGAGGCCAAGCUAUAAGAUGCAUCACUCUGUGGACAGCAUCAACUCUCUGGAGUCCAGAGUCCUUCGCCCAAACAGUGAAGGUUGUGGAAGUGACGCAGAGGCCGAGCAGGUAUUCAGGAUGGAGACCACACAGCACUCGACCCAGCAAAACAAAGGUCAUGUCCCACCAGCGCUGCUACAGAGAAAACAAGGACAGGAGGAAAAUGGAGUACUCUCCAGAGCAUAUCAAAUCCAGGUCAAACCUGAGAGAUCAUUUCAGGUCAACCCUGGCUGGAUUUGGAGCAAAUCACUGACUGACAUCCCAAUGUUGUACCCUGUGCGGAAAGUUCCUGCUGGUCACAUCAUUUAUGAUGUGUACCAAGAUGCCGGCAUGGCACAGGAGUGGAAUCACGACGACAAACACAAGUGUAGCGUGGCUGCCAAGGACAGUGAAGCUCAGUGGCAGGAUGACCUGACAAAGUGGAAGAACCGUCGCAGGAGCUCUAAGUCUGAACCCCGCAGAAAGUCCCAGGACAGAGAGCAUGUCAUAAAGCAGAUGGCUUAUGGGGACGGCAGAAUCUUUGACAGAAAUGGAGGACAAGAAGGACGGCUGAAGAGAGACCAACAGUCACCACGCAGGCAUAUCUCUGCCCCCCGUCCUUACUCCACCUCUCCUCCAUUGAAAUCAGCAAGCUUUGAUCUGAAGCCACGUACUCGUGCUCUGCUGGCUCGUAGCUACGCCACAGAGACACCUUACAGCCCCACGGCUCCACUUAGCCCCCGUAUCUCAACCCGCUCUCCGGGGGCAUCCGUUGGAUCCAUGCCCGCCUCAGAUGGGAUCAUUUUGGGAGAGGAGACUCACUUUGCCUCCCUGGCUUCAGAUGGAGCAGGAGUUACCACACCUUCUCCAGACUGUCCUUUCAGCUCCCAGACCCCCGUCAGAGCCCAGGGCUGUCUGGAUCCUUUCGAACCCACUGCUGAAUCCGCCCAGUCAGAAAAUGUCUUUACAAACCAAAUCUCCACGCUGAUCACAACUCUACAGUCGAGCAAGUCCACAGAGUCGCCCAGCAACAGGGUUACAUCUUGCGUUGACCCAAAAGUUACAACUCUUUGCCCUGAUGCAGUUAAUCAGCCAGCUAUUGAUCAUCUGGUGGACUUGACACAUCAAAACCACAAGUCCCACGAAGGCACCCAGAAGGAAUCUUGUGAACCAGCUGUGCAGCAAGGCCGAGGCCAACAGUCUUCAGGCAGCUACAAGUACUUUCCCAGAGCUGGGUCGUGGUCUGGCUCAGCAAGCCUUCCUCGUGGUUACAGGAGAUCUGAGGGCUCAACCCGUCUCUCAUCUGCAAUCACAGCCAGACCCUUUGGGAGCAAGCAGUCCAGGGUGUCCUCACUGUCCAGACUGAGUAAUGUAGACAACAACCAGGGUCUGCAGUUGAAAUGUGAGAAAGAGGAAUAUCCUCAUGUACCCGCUGAAUCGUCACUUAAAAGACAGACUGCAACCAUCCAUCUGAAGAGUCCGUUCCAGGCUGCCAUCUUACUGAAGAAAGAGAAACAGGGCCAACAGAAUGGUACAGAUCAGGGGGAGGAGGUAAAGGGUGUCACUCUUUCAAGCCAGACCUCCUUCCAGGCCCACGGCUAUCACCAUCAGCCCUCCAGCCAAAACCUGCUACUACCGCAGCCUUAUUCAAACCUGCAGGCCCACCACAACAAAAACUCCACCCUUCCUACUUAUGAAACUCUGGACCAAUCACAGGUGGAUCACAGUGACAUGAGAGUGAGCCUUACUCUUAAACCCAACAGUAGACCAGACUUUGGUUUCCAGACUCACUGGGACUCUACUGGGGUGAGGGUCAAAUUCAUUCAGCCAGGCAGUCCGGCGGAGCUGUGCCAGCUGUGUGUGAACGAUGAGAUCGUGGCUGUUAAUGGCAUUGCAGUGGCACACAUGAACUACACCCACUGGAAGGAUAAAAUGACGUCUUCCCUGCAGACCGGCAGUCUGACUAUGGACAUACGGCGCUAUGGCAACAAAGACUGGAGCACCAGUGAGGAGAGUCAUCACAACCAGCCAGGCCAGAGCAGGAUGACCCUCAAUCUAACUGCUUCAGCUCCCGUUCUGAUAGGUUACCCUGAUCACCAUGCCAACAGUGGUGCCUCUACAGACACCACAGUGAAAGUGUCAAAAUCCAAUUGGCAAAGCGACAAUGUUAUGCAGGGUAAAGGCAUGAACGGAGAGCUUGCUGACAACAACAGGACAGCCAGAACUAAAGAUAAUAAUAAUGCUAUAAAGAAAAAUCAGAGACGCAGGGCUGAAUUUUUCAGACAGAAAGGAGGUUCAGAAUCUGCAAUAUCUGAUCUCCAGGUGCCAUCGCUCAGCCCCUCCUCGUCCAGCUGGUCAUGGGACCAUGAAGAAGAUCGAAGGCGUCAGGAGAAGUGGCAGGAAGAACAGGAGCGCCUCCUACAGGAGCAGUACCAGCGGGAUCAGGAGAGGCUGGAGGCUGAGUGGCAGAAAGCACAACAAGAUGCAAUGGGAGAGAAGAGCAGCUUUGCUGGUGGGAUAACCAACGAUAGUGAGCGCUUUUCCAGCACCCUGUUUCAUGUGAACGGACUGACAAACAAAACCAGAGACGAGGAGCACAGCCCUGAGAAACACGACCUGAAAGAAGCAGGAUCAAAGACUCAAAGUGAUGCACAAGGAGUGCAGAGGGACAGGAUCAAUGGACAAGCCUGGGCUGAGGACUUGUGUGGCUUUGCACAGCUGUCGCCUGCACACAGGGCAAAGUCCUUGUCUACCCCCGUAUUAGCUGGCACUCACAAACAGCCCAGAGGUGAACAGAGGAAAAGCAUGGGACACUCUGUUUCUAAAGGUGAGAAAGAGAGACAGCAGAUUUUGGAGGAGAUGAAGAAGAGGAAUCAUCUUCUGACUGACAACAGCUGGAUACGUCAGCGCAGCAGCAGCUUUUACAAGGAACCAGUCUAUUUGGGUGUUCCUCUCAAGAGAUAUGAGUCUCUGGACAACCUGGAUGCUUUCCGCCAGUCACCAAUCUCUAGCACUACAUUCAGUUACCCUCGUCCACACUCAGCUGCCCCGGGUUAUGGUGCUCCCAGUAGGAACUCAUCCUCCCGCUACAGCACUGGAGGUAUACCAUACCAGAGAAGUACAACCAUUGACUCUGCUCAUCAAGGAAGGAUCAGUGGCAGGAGGACUUGCAGUGUGUGUGAACGCCUCCUGGGUAGUGGGGCAGCCAUGGUCAUAGAGACCUUAAGUCUCUGCUUCCACCUUGCCUGUUUCCAGUGCGUGGGCUGCCAGCGACACCUCGGAGGAACUGAGACUGGAGUCCAGGUUCGAGUCCGAAACAGGAAGCCCUUCUGUGAGCCCUGCUAUUUUCAACUCAAGUCCCCUUGUGCCCCCUCCAUGUGAGCAACUCACCUCCCUCAAGAUUACUGAGUAGCACCAGAAUCAGGGUGAAUUUCAGCCAGAAAAAACUGCAAGAACACGGAGUGAUAUCAUCCACACAGCCAAGGCACGAGUUUUAUGUCCUACAAUAACAAGUUGUGAACUCUAUGAUGUGGUAUAAAAUGUUGUCGUGUGGAUCCACAGGUUAAUAAUACUCUCGACUUCUGUUCUUUUAAAUAUAGUUAAUAUAGUACUUAGUGUGUCUGUCCUUUCUUCUGCUAAUGUGUUUUCAGUCAAAUUUAAUAUAUGAAAUAAAGUAAUGAAAUGAUUAGUGUUUGAUAAAUAAUGUUAUUUUUCUGUCAUAUUUAGUUUGCUAUUUUCCUAAUAGCCUUUUACAGAUAUCAGAUAAUCGGCAUUAAUGUAACACCUGUAUGGAGGCACCUUUUAACCUUCUGUACUGAAGCACUUUCUUCUUUGUUCUAAUCUCACUAAGUGCACUCUGGGAUUAAUAAAUGGUCUGUCAAACACAUGUAUCUCUAACAUUAAAAAUGACCUUUAAUAAAAUCUUAAUUGAAUAAAGUACACAGAGCUUUA
This is a messenger RNA of Labrus mixtus (cuckoo wrasse), 4704 nucleotides long. RefSeq names its product LIM domain 7b (gene lmo7b). Lineage: Eukaryota; Metazoa; Chordata; Actinopteri; Labriformes; Labridae. The record is from RefSeq and is a predicted model, not a curated record. The transcript has 31 exons. Gene Ontology annotation, biological process: regulation of signaling; regulation of cell adhesion. Gene Ontology annotation, molecular function: protein binding. Bases 187 to 4134 code for a protein of 1315 amino acids.